Messenger RNA from Arvicola amphibius (Eurasian water vole), 312 nucleotides. RefSeq names its product seminal vesicle secretory protein 6-like. The record is from RefSeq and is a predicted model, not a curated record. The transcript is spliced from 3 exons. The coding region runs from base 1 to 312 and encodes 103 amino acids. Lineage: Eukaryota; Metazoa; Chordata; Mammalia; Rodentia; Cricetidae.
AUGAAUCUCACCAGCUUCUUCCUCCUUACAUUGCUCCUGGCUCUGGUGACAGAAGCAUCUGCAAGGAGACCCCGUGAAAAAUUCUCACAAGCGUCUGAAGAGAAUUCUAGUGAAAGCUCUGAAGCAAAAAAUCCAAAGAGCAGCGUCAGUGAGGAAGGCUCAUGGAGCAGCUUUAAGUCAAAAAGUGCAAAAAGCAGCGUGGGUGAGGAAGGCUCUGACGGGGACAGAGCCAGCGAGUCCGCAGGGGAAAUGGAACGGUCUUACACACGGAGAAAGGAAAAGCAACGGUUUGGACAAGAAGUAGCCAAGUGA